AUGGACAUUCCAAAUCAGAGUAUUAAAAAAAGAUAUACUCAGCAAAAUAACAACAAUAGUGAUAGUGAUAUUAUAGAGGAGGACACACUUAACAUUAUUCAAUUAAAUAAGCAAAGGGGUAAAGCUCCAAGUUCUCUUCUGGUCCACAAGGCUAAUGAGCUUAAGACAGAUUUGGUUUUGAUUCAGGAACCAUAUAAUAUAAAUAAGGAAAUAAUUGGACCGGGAAGUUGGCUACUAUUGUACAAGCCUACGGACAAAACCCCCAAAACCUGUAUUGGGGUCAGGAACAAAAAUAUAGAUAUAGCGCUGAUUCCUGAAUUAUCUACAAAUAUUAUUACCACGGCUAUUAUACAGACUAAUAUCAAAGUUUUCCUACUCAAUGUAUAUAUUUCGCCGUACAUGGAUGAUGAGAAGGGAGUGGAGGAAAUUGCAAAGGUACUAAAGAGGAUUAAAUCGAGCAAUAUAAUAGUGGCAGGAGACAUAAACGCGAAAUCGCCUGUGUGGUACAAUGACCAGGAAGACCAGAGGGGAAGAAUGAUUGUGGACCUUAUGGAAGAAUACGAUCUUAUCUCAGUUAAUAUGUCUGACCAUCCGACUUUCUUCACAGCACAGGCGAGGGGAUGGACGGAUGUCUGUCUUAUGACAAGUGAAUUGGCUCAGAACAUUAAGAACUGUGAGACGCUACUGACAAUAACAGCAAGUGACCAUAGAAUUAUAAGUACCCAAAUUGGUAAUAUGGAAAAUGGUAGCCUAAAGCAGAAUAUAUAUAAUAAACAUAUAAACUGGGAAUUAUUCAAACGGCUAUUCAAUGAUUACUGGAUACAACAUGAUUACCCGUACAUCAACAAUAGACAGGAUAUUGAUCGAUACGUGGAAUAUUUAACAAAAGAUAUACAGAUGGCUAGUAGGAAGGCGGGUAAAAUGGCUUGGCGUGAAUUUUGCACCGAAUGCAAUGCCAAAGGGCCAUGGGAGCUCCCGUAUAAUAUUGCAUUCAAAAAAAGGAAAAGACUUAAAUUACCUGAGAUUCUUAAUUGGGACGAGGAGCCGACAAAUGAUAAGGAAAUAGACAUUGAGGAUAAUUUAAGAAAACUGAUUGAUUAUCAUUUCCCCCUAGAGCAUUCAACAGUGGAGACAGAAAUAACUAACCAUCAAACGAAUAGUGGGAAUAAGGAAAACAGGGAGAAAAACAUCACUCUCUUCACCUAUAAAGAAGUAAAACAGGCAAUAUACACUAUGGGAAACAAAAAGGCUCCAGGCCUGGAUAACAUUACAGCGGAGAUGGUUAAAAAUGCAUUCGAUGAGAUACCCACAGUCUUUGUUAUUUUAUUUAAUGAGUGCCUAAGGAAGGAAUACUUUCCUUCAGCCUGGAAAACAGCUGACAUAAAGCUAAUUCCCAAAAAAGAUAAACCAUUGUCUGCAUCGGAUUAUAGGCCAAUUAGCCUUUUACCUACAAUGGGGAAAGCUCUAGACUAUCUGCUGAUUAAAAGAAUAAACUGGGAGCUCCACAGCUAUGGCAAAAUGAACAGGAACCAAUUUGGUUUCCGCAUAAACAAAUCAACUAUUGACGCCAUCUUAAGUGUAAAGGAGUUUGUUUACAAGGCCUGGGAUAUGAAAAGUCACGCGCUGUUAAUAGCAAUUGAUUUUGGCAAAGCUUUUGACAACUUGAGAUGGAGUGAUAUAAAAAGCACAUUAAAAGAACUACAACAUACCACUUGUGAGAUUGAAUUGCUCAAAAGCUAUUUAACUGAUAGGUACAUUGUCUACAGCUCUAAUAAUAUAACCAUCAGAAAGGAGGUCAAUAAAGGCUGUCCACAGGGUUCGCGUAGCGGACCCAGUCUGUGGAACCUGGUUUUUGACAAGUUACUAGAUAAACUCGACGGAAGAGACAACAUUACAGUGCAGGCAUUUGCGGAUGACCUGAUGGUCAUGGUGUCAAACAAAAAUUGUGACCGGUUAACGGAUAUGGCAAACAAUUUACUGGAAGAAAUCUUCCAGUGGAGCAAGGAUCAUGGAUUGCCUAUUAACUAUAACAAGUGUCAGGCACUUGUCUGCACACGAAAAAACAAAAGAGGUCAAUUGCAAAAAACACUUAAGUUAAGAAUUAACAAUAAUAGAGUUAAACAGGUUAAAACUCUUAAAUACUUAGGUGUGCACCUUGACCCAAACAUCAGCUGGCAUCACCACGUAAACGAAGUGACUGCAAAAACCAAACAGCGUAUCAACCAAAUAAACUGGAUAAUGGGCAAGUACUGGGGUAUAAAUCCUAGAAACUGUAAGCUAAUAUAUAAAACAGCAGUUGAGCCUGCAGUUUUGUAUGCUGUCCCAGUCUGGCAGGAGGCUUUAGGAAAUGUUCAUAUACGAAGGAAACUACUAUCAGUGCAGAGGCAAGCUGCAAUUAAGAUCACAAUGGCUUACAGGACGGCGCCAACAGAUGCUCUGUUGGUGUUGGCAGGCAUGACACCGAUUUAUACAACGGCAAGAUCUAAAGCAUGGCAGUGGUUGAUUUUCAACUUAAACCUAUGGGAAAAAACACCUGAGCAAAUUAAAAAAGGCAUUACUAACAAAAUUAUUCCUGUAAAUAUUGAUGAGAUUCCAAAAAGCAUAAUAGAGACUGAAAUAGACAAGAAUGAUAAUUGCUUCAGCCUGGGGAUCCAUCCAGCAGACUAUAAUAAAUACGAAGUAAGUUUUGACUAUGAAAAGGAGAACAAAAAGGGAAUCCAUUGGAUCAUUUACACGGAUGGAUCUAGAACAAAUGAUGGUGUUGGAGCGGGGAUAUACAUUGAAAAUGUUAAAACAGGAAAAACAGAUUAUCAAGCUUGCCUCAAAAUGGCGAAUUUCUGUUCCAAUACCCAGGCUGAAUACUGGGCUAUAUUUAAGGCACUACAUCACAUCAACAAUAACUUGGAUAAAUAUAAAGGAGGAAUUAAACUUUAUAUCGAUAGCAGAGCAGCCUUACAUACAUUGAAGAAAGAGAAGAAUAUAUCUUUGUUGGCUACAGAAAUGAUUAGAGAAGCACACAAAAUUACGAAAACUAACAGCUUGUAUUUUAUUUGGAUACCAGCGCAUAAGGGUGAAAGAGGAAAUGAAAUGGCUGACCUAUUGGCCAAGAGGGCAGGUUCAGCCAAUAGCAAAAUAACAUACAAGAGGAUGCCAAGGGCAGAGGUAAAGAAAUUAAUGAGAGGAUGGGAAAUCAAUAGUUGGCAAAGAGAUUGGGAAUCUUCUGACACAGGUCGACAUUGCUAUAAAUUCAUUCCCUCCAUAAAUGAAAGGAUUAAAAAUAAACAUUACAAGAUAUGUCAUGAGACUACGCAGAUUCUUACGAAUCAUGGCAAUUUUCAGGCAUACUUAUACAGGUUUAAAAAGACUAAUAAAAAGUUCUGUGACUGCGACGUUAACAGUGAAGGUAAUGCGGACCAUCUCCUUUUUGACUGUUGCAUCUUUGACCAGCAUAGACAUCAAUUCUAUAGGGAGUGCUACCAGCAGGGCUUAGGUUGGAAACCGGAUCAUAGAAGUAUUUUUAACAAUAAAGAUGUUUGGGAAAGUAUGGAACGAUUUAUUCACAAGACUGGAGCACUGUUGCCGGACUACCACAGAAUCCAAAUAAACAAUGAUCAAGAACUAAUAAACAGUGAUAUAGAGGAAGAAGAUGAAAAUAGUGAUAAGAAUAACAGUGGAAGUGAUAUCAGCAGUGGAAGUGAAGAUAGUAAUGAUUAUCCAUAG
Centruroides sculpturatus (bark scorpion) is the source of this 3720-nucleotide messenger RNA. RefSeq lists its product as uncharacterized. The transcript is spliced from 2 exons. The coding region runs from base 1 to 3720 and encodes 1239 amino acids. Gene Ontology annotation, molecular function: RNA-DNA hybrid ribonuclease activity; nucleic acid binding. The record is from RefSeq and is a predicted model, not a curated record. Lineage: Eukaryota; Metazoa; Arthropoda; Arachnida; Scorpiones; Buthidae.